This is a messenger RNA of Erinaceus europaeus (western European hedgehog), 1259 nucleotides long. Its product is annotated as olfactory receptor 2H1-like. The transcript is spliced from 2 exons. The coding region runs from base 255 to 1259 and encodes 334 amino acids. Gene Ontology annotation, cellular component: membrane. Gene Ontology annotation, molecular function: G protein-coupled receptor activity; olfactory receptor activity. The record is from RefSeq and is a predicted model, not a curated record. NCBI's taxonomy places the organism in Eukaryota, Metazoa, Chordata, Mammalia, Eulipotyphla, Erinaceidae. Gene Ontology annotation, biological process: G protein-coupled receptor signaling pathway.
AUACCACCAUCAGUCAGAACUCAGCAAAAGAAGCCACCACUCAAAUAGAGAGACUCCUUAUAGAGUGGGAGAUCUUUUUAUGCUAUACAUCAGACAAAAGGUUAAUAGACAAAAAAUACAAAAAAUUCACCAAACUGAGCAACAAAAAGGCAAACAACCCCAUCCAAAAGUAGGGGAGGAUAUGGACAGAUAUUAACCAAGGAAGGGCCAACAGGCAUAUAAAAAAAUGUUCAAAGACACUGAUUUUCAGAGAAAUGCAAAUAAAGACAACAAACACCUAUCCAAAGAGAUCUGUGUAUACCGAUAUACAUAGCAGCACUAUUUGUAAUAACCCAAACUCAGAGGGCUUCAUCCUUCUGGGCUUCUCUGAACAUCCACAGCUUGAAAGAAUCCUCUUUGUGGUUGUCUCAGCUUCCUACCUCCUGACUCUGGUGGGAAACACAUUCAUCAUCCUGCUGUCCGUGCUGGACCCCAGGCUCCACUCCCCAAUGUACUUUUUCCUCUCCAACCUCUCCUUCUUGGACCUCUGCUUCACCACAAGCUUUGUCCCCCAGAUGCUGGUCAACCUCUGGGGUCCAAACAAGACCAUCAGCUUCCUUGGUUGCUCUGUCCAGCUCUUCAUCUUUAUGUCUUUAGGAACUACUGAGUGUAUCCUCCUGACAGUGAUGGCCUUUGACCGCUAUGUGGCUGUGUGCCAGCCCCUCCACUAUGCCACCAUCAUCCACCCCCGCCUUUGCCGGCAGCUGGUGACUGUGGCCUGGGUUAUGGGUCUGGCUCAAUCCAUACUCCAAACACCACCCACCCUCCAUCUACCAUUUUGUUUCCAUCGGCAGAUAAAUAACUUUUUAUGCGAAGUGCCUUCUCUCAUUCGACUCUCUUGUGCAGACACCACCUACAAUGAGAUCCAGUUAGCUGUAUCGAGUGUUAUCAUUGUGGUUGUGCCCCUUGGCCUAAUCCUUGUUUCCUAUGGUGCCAUUGCUCGGGCAGUCAUGAGGAUCAAGUCUGCAAAAGGAAGGAGAAAGGCCUUUGGGACCUGUUCCUCUCAUCUCCUUGUAGUCACUCUCUUCUACAGCUCAGUCAUUGCUGUCUACCUCCAGCCCAAAAACCCCUAUGCCCAAGAGAGGGGCAAGUUCUUUGGUCUCUUCUACGCAGUGGGCACUCCUUCACUCAACCCUCUCAUAUACACCCUGAGAAAUCAAGAAAUAAAGAGGGCAUUCAGGAAACUGCUGGGGAAAGAUGAGGACUCCAGGGAGAGCUGA